UCGUCAUACCUCAGAAUCCGCCGAGUUCCGAAUGAGGUUAAAUAGCUGACGCUCGGCAUCAGAGCUGAGUAUUUUUUUUUUUACCUGCCGCUUUGUGCUGCGUUCAACGUGCGAUUUGUUUUGGAUAGUUAUCUUACCAAUGGGCGUGAUAAAGACCUUGUUUAUACUUGCAGCCCUGAUGGCGGUAAGCCAUGCAGAGUGUGGCGUAGAUGAUCUGAGAUGUUGCCUUUCCGAGUUCCUGCCAUUGGUCAGUCCGGCUGGUAUCCGGCUAACAAAAGAGAAUUUAAAUAACACAUGCAAAGUUGCCUCCGGCUCACUGGAGUGUAUCGAAAACUUUUCUGACCACUGUGUGGCACGAGGGAACGACAAACUGGAAGGGAAUCUCAACAAAACAAAGGUCUUCAUCGGCCAAACAUGUGGAAAUAAUUCCAAGAUCUUGGAAAGUGUCGAAGAAUACGAAGAUUGUUUUACGAAUGCUUCUUUGGACUUCCAAAAGUGUUACAAUAAAACAUUGCUCCCAGGCACUGUUGGCGAUGACGAUGAAGCAAAGUGGAAGGCCGAAUGCUGCGAGUACAAGAACUUGUUAAACUGCGCCGUCCAAACUGUUGAAACUUCUUGUGGUAUUGCAGCGUCUCAACUUAUGCAAAAUGAGAUUGUCAACCUGAAUGGCAUAGGUCUAGAAGUGGCUUGUGAAGAAGUCUUUGAUAAAUGUUCCAAUUCAGGGAUGAUGCUGGCGUCAUCCCUACUACCUUUCAUCUUGCUCCUCGCUCUUUACACAUUUAGAUUUUUGUAAAUGUAUGUUCUCUUAAUCCCACUUUUAAUAAAUUGUUUAUUUUUCUA
This is a messenger RNA of Argiope bruennichi, 840 nucleotides long. RefSeq lists its product as uncharacterized. The coding region runs from base 140 to 793 and encodes 217 amino acids. The transcript is spliced from 5 exons. The record is from RefSeq and is a predicted model, not a curated record. NCBI's taxonomy places the organism in Eukaryota, Metazoa, Arthropoda, Arachnida, Araneae, Araneidae.